CCCUUGCCCCUCCUCCCCCUUCCCCGAUCGCCCAGCCUAUGGUUAUUUCCGUCACCCCUUGGCCCGGCGCCGCGCUGCCGGUCUGCGCAUCACAUCUCGCUCGCACUGCACAGUAGCCGGCCGACCCCCCUCCCCGGGCUGGCAGGUGCGGCUCGCGUCGGCGUCCCGGCGCCCGCACCGCAGUGGCACGCACCGGCAGCGGCACGGCGGCCACGGCGGAGCUCAGGACCAUGGCCGCGCUGCCCGUCGUGCGCGCCCAGGGCGGAGGCUCCGCCGUCGUGGAGCUGGAGGUGAGCGACUGGUCGGACCUGGACCCGAACUUCACGCAGGUCUGCAACAACGCGACGCUCCAGUCGGACCGGCGGGGCUUCUUCCUCGACCUCGCCGAGGAGGUGGCGGACGAGGCCGGCCUCGGCUUCGUCGAGGAGUUCGCCAAGCUCAAGGAGGACGGCGCGCGCAUCGCCGCCUGCUACUCGCACCCCAAGGUGCGCGGCCGGGUGCGUGGGAUGCUGGGCAACGUGCAGCCCGUGUACCGCUCCAAGGCGGGCGACGUGUCGGCGCAGCGCCGCCUGGAGGGCGAGCGCGUCCUGCGCGGCGGCAACGCGCGCACCGCCCUCACCGCCCUCAGCCAGGCCGUCAUGCGCGCGCCCACGGCGCCCACCAAGGAGCCGCUGCUCGCCCUCGCGCUGUGGGCGCGCUCCGAGGCGCUGCUGCAGCUGCGCUACUUCCAGCUCAGCCUGGACGACGUGCAGCUGAGCAUGAAGAGCGGGCUGUCGGAGGAGAAGAGGCUGGACGCGUUCUACCGCAUGGGACUUUGCCAGCAUGGCCUGGGGGAGGUCAAGAGGGCGGCCGCCUCGCUGCAGGUCGCGGCGCGGUUGCUGGAGAAGGUCGCGAGCGCCAGCGAGAGGACCGCCUGGACGGCCACACUCCAGCAGGCAGUGGGCGCCCUCCGGGUGCCAAGGGAGGGCAAGCCAGCGGGGGUCCAAGUGCCAGGCCCAGCACCGCCCCUCGCCGGCGGCCAGCACCCGGAGAUGCCGGCGGCCUCCACCCUCCUCAAGGUCGCUCGCUCCAAGGCGGCCGGCAGGCAGAUGGUCGCGGCGCACCCCAUCAAGACCGGCGCCACCCUGGUCGUGGAGGCGCCCGCGGCCGCCUGCCUCCUACCCGACAAGUUCGGCACGCACUGCCUGCACUGCUUCGGCCGGCUGGUGGCGCCCGUGCCGUGCGAGACAUGCAGCGGCGUGGCCUUCUGCGGGCGGGCGUGCCGCGACGCCGCGGAGCCGUACCACCGGCACGAGUGCCGCCACCUGGGCCUGCUGCUGGGCUCGGGCAUGAGCGUGCUCUGCCACCUGGCCCUGCGCGCCGUCACCCAGCGCGGCCUCGCCUCCCUCCAAGGCCUGCGCGCCCACCUGAGCCGGCCGGCAGGGGCCAAGGCCGACGACGAGGCCGCGCUCACGGACGACCAGCAGCGCUUCCUCAGGGUGUGCACUCUGGAGGCGCACGAGGAGAGGCGUUCGGGCAGGGACUUCUUUCACCGCAGCAUCAUGACCCUGUUCCUGCUGAGGAUACUACAGGACAGCGGCUUCUUCCCCGAAGCUUCCUCUCUGGAAGGUGAACUGAAUGCGGACGAGCUUCUCGUUGGUUCGAUCCUCCUGCGACUCCUGCAGAUCCUGCAGUUCAACGCGCACGAGGUGUACGAGACCGUCAUCCUGCCGCGGCCCGCCGCCAAAAUCCAGGAGGAGGGCGCGAGAAGCAAGUUCCGGUCCGCGAGGGUCGUGUACAUCGGCGUCGCGGUCUACCCGACCGUCGCCCUGUUCAACCACGACUGCUACCCGGCCGUGACCAGGCACUUCCGAGGCAAGGACAUCGUCAUGACAGCGACCCGGCCUCUGGCCCAGGGCGACGUGGUGGCCGAGAACUACGGGCCCAUCUUCACCAAGCGCACGCUGCAGCAGCGACAGCGGACCCUGAACUCCCGCUACUGGUUCCACUGCACCUGCACGGCCUGCGCCGAGGAUUGGCCCCUCAUGGAGGAGCUCAAAGAGGACGACUUUAAAUUCAG
Messenger RNA from Frankliniella occidentalis (western flower thrips), 2059 nucleotides. Its product is annotated as SET and MYND domain-containing protein 4. The transcript is spliced from 4 exons. The annotation marks the transcript as partial. The record is from RefSeq and is a predicted model, not a curated record. Gene Ontology annotation, molecular function: protein binding. Lineage: Eukaryota; Metazoa; Arthropoda; Insecta; Thysanoptera; Thripidae.